Messenger RNA from Neltuma alba, 1437 nucleotides. RefSeq names its product xylose isomerase-like. NCBI's taxonomy places the organism in Eukaryota, Viridiplantae, Streptophyta, Magnoliopsida, Fabales, Fabaceae. The record is from RefSeq and is a predicted model, not a curated record. Gene Ontology annotation, biological process: carbohydrate metabolic process. Bases 1 to 1419 code for a protein of 472 amino acids. The transcript has 20 exons. Gene Ontology annotation, molecular function: xylose isomerase activity.
AUGAAAGCUCUGAAAAUUUUAUUGCUUCUUUCUCUGCAAGUCUUUGCGUGUGCCGUGAUUGCCGAUUCGCAGACUUGCCCUGCCAUGAAUAGUGAUAGCUGCGGCGAUGGAUGGGAAGGGGAAUUCUUUCCCGGCAUUCCCCAAAUUAAAUAUGAGGGCCCCUCCAGCAAGAAGCCACUUGCAUUUAAAUAUUAUAAUUCGGAGGAAGAAAUUCUUGGGAAGAAAAUGAAGGAUUGGUUUAGAUUCAGUGUUGCAUUUUGGCAUACAUUCCGGGGAACAGGUGGUGAUCCAUUUGGUGCGGCUACAAAGUUUUGGCCCUGGGAAGAUGGUACCAAUUCAUUAAAAAUUGCCAAAAGAAGAAUGAGAGCCAACUUUGAGUUCAUAAAUAAACUUGGAGUGGAUUAUUGGUGCUUCCAUGAUAGAGAUAUUGCCCCUGAUGGUAAAACUGUGGAGGAAACUAAUGCAAACUUGGAUGAAGUGGUGGCCCUUGCUAAAGAGCUUCAGGGAAACAAGAAAGUUCUAUGGGGAACAGCUCAGUUGUUCAUGCAUCCUCGCUAUAUGCAUGGCGGUGCUACAAGCUCUGAAUUAGGAGUGUAUGCUUAUGCUGCUGCUCAAGUCAAGAAAGCCAUGGAGGUCACACACUAUUUGGGGGGAGAAAAUUAUGUUUUCUGGGGUGGCCGUGAAGGUUAUCAAUCUCUCUUGAAUACAGAUAUGGAAAGAGAGCUUAAUCAUUUGGCUAGGUUUCUUGAAUCUGCUGUUGCAUACAAAAAGAAAAUUGGGUUCAAUGGCACACUGCUGAUUGAACCCAAGCCACAAGAGCCUACAAAACACCAGUAUGAUUGGGAUGCUGCAACCACAGCUAAUUUCUUGCGAAAAUAUGGACUUAUAGAUGAAUUUAAACUAAACAUCGAGUGCAAUCAUGCUACCCUAUCUGGCCAUAGCUGUCAUCAUGAGCUCGAAACCGCAAGAAUCAAUGGAUUGUUGGGAAAUAUCGAUGCAAAUACUGGUGAUCCUCAAGUUGGUUGGGACACGGAUCAGUUUCUCAUAGAUAUUGGAGAGGCAACAAACAUUAUGCUCACUGUGAUCAGAAAUGGAGGAAUUGCACCUGGCGGUUUCAACUUUGAUGCAAAAUUGAGGAGAGAGAGUACUGAUGUUGAAGAUUUGUUCAUUGGACAUAUAAUUGGAAUGGAUACAUUGGCCCGUGGCCUCAGAAAUGCUGCCAAAAUAAUUGAGGAUGGUUCCUUGGAUGAGCUUGUCCGCAAGAGAUACCAGAGUUUUGACUCUGAAAUCGGUAGUAUGAUCGAGGCCGGUAAAGCUGACUUUGAGUUCCUGGAGAAGAAAGUCAAGGAAUGGGGAGAGCCAAAGGUUCCUUCUGCCAAACAGGAGCUUGCGGAGUUGAUCUUUCAGUCCGCUUUGUAGGAAGCCGUAGCAUCAUUC